Messenger RNA from Pleurotus ostreatus (oyster mushroom), 1338 nucleotides. RefSeq lists its product as uncharacterized. The record is from RefSeq and is a predicted model, not a curated record. The transcript is spliced from 2 exons. NCBI's taxonomy places the organism in Eukaryota, Fungi, Basidiomycota, Agaricomycetes, Agaricales, Pleurotaceae. The coding region runs from base 1 to 1338 and encodes 445 amino acids.
AUGUCUGCGACACGAACACAUCUUCCGACACUCUUGCUCCUCCCUAGCCUGGGCAAGCCUGCGGAGUCGUCCAUCCCGCCAGAACGCCCCAUUAUCGCCCAAACUCUACUCGACAUCGCGCCGGAUCGCGAGGCCCUCUUUACUAGCGGGAAGAAUGUCGAAGAGAUUAGACAAACGCUGAAGAUACACAUGAAUGACGCAUACGGCCAUUGGUUGACCACGACGAAACGACGCCAAGGAACGAGAUACCGGGACCGUACUGCUAGAACCUCGAGGUUCCUUGACAAGGCCCCUCUUGCCAAUGGAAACCAAAUUCAAGACGAGAACGAAGCUCCCGAGGACGACGUGCAGAUUGUUCGACGCGUUUGUUCGGCUGGCGAUUUAGGCUCAUUCAUGAAUAGCAUCGACAACAAGCUCAAUAUCAACGUCUCUCCCGAAGGAAUCACGUUCGAUAUCUGGGGCGACCUUCGUUUGAGCUCCACCGAAAAAGUCAUCUCCCCCCGCCCCCUCGGGCCAACUCAUAUCCUCGUCGUUCACCAGGGGCCCCUUCAACGAACAGCUAGUAGAGCCCGCAAUAGUCAACGCGAAAGCGUUCCGGAUUCUUUGGAGCUUCCUAUAAACGAUCUUUUAUUCGUCCUCAAUGUCCCUAACCUCAGCCCUCCGAAUCGCUCUCUAAGCGAAGUUCCAGCUCGCAUUCUUCCUCAUCGGCUGCACAAGGAGCUCCCGCGCGUCUUAUUAUGCGUGCCCCACUUGUAUACUUUCCACGAACUCGUGGUCUACCUCCACACCAAAAACCAGGCUGCGUUAUUCCGCAAGAUCAUCCCCGAAUGGAUCAGGGAUCUCAUGCACCCCUUGCCAGUCGCCAUCCCCGUCUGCUCUUCAUCAAUCGCUCAGCGGAGUGAAUCUGGCAGCCUUACACCAGGCCUAAGCAUGUACCAACACGCGCCUCUAAGGAAACGCUCCACUCUCUUGAGCUUGUUUGACUCGUCGUCCCCCAUCGCCGAGGACGCCAAUUCCAGCGCAGAAAGCCUUCUCGGCCUCCCCUUGGCCAUGACUGCCUCGUUCAACGGGAGCUGCAGCAGUCUUAUUGACGCCGAUCGCUUGACGCUCUCCAUCGCCAAGGAAAUCGCAGAUAUUUCAAUGACCAAUUACGCCAACGACGACGUUCUUGUGCGUACGGUCUCUGGGCUGGAUGCGCUUAGCGAUAACUUGGAAUAUCUUGGGUACUUUGGGAAAAGCCUUUGGGGAGAACUCUUGACAUACAAGGAAAUUCUUGUCAGAGCGAUCGGGUACAAGUCGAGGCUGGACGCUGCUGUUGCUGCCGCCGAUUCUCCAUGA